CCCGUCUCGGAUCAAGCUGGGUAUAUGUAGAGAACUGUAUGAUCUACUGCUUAUAACCGUGUCCCCUUCCCUGUCCCCCCUUUCACACACACACACCACGCCGAAUCUCCCCACCGAGGGUUUUGCCCCAAACGGACCCGGCGCGACGACCAUGUCAGAAACAGACCCCGGCUUCCUCGCCGCCGUGGAAGAGGCUCGACAGGGCUUUGCGGAAGGGGGCGUCCCGAUAGGGGCCUGCCUCGUCUCCAAGGACGGCAAGAUCCUCGGUCGCGGACACAACAUGCGCGUGCAGAAGGGGAGCGCCACGUUGCAUGGCGAAAUCUCCGCGCUGGAAAACUCUGGCCGUCUUCCGGCUUCCGCCUACGCGGGCGCCACGAUGUACACGACCCUGUCGCCCUGCGACAUGUGCACGGGCGCCUGCAUCCUCUACAAGAUCGCGCGGGUGGUCGUGGGCGAGAACCGGACCUUCGUGGGCGGCGAGGACUACCUUCGGGCGCGGGGGGUCGAGGUCGUGGUGCUGGAGAACAGCGAGUGUAUGGAGCUGAUGGCGAGGUUUAUCACGGAGAAGCCUAAUGUUUGGAAUGAGGAUAUCGGCGAGCAAUGAGACACAGCGAACCUCUCCUCGACCGUCCGUGUGCCCCCUUGGACCGUAAGCGGCGGCGUCUAUCCUGUUUUCCCUCGCAGAGAUCAUGCAGUACACCGGUGGAUCUCCUCAAAGAAGAACUUCAAAUCAUCAGGAUUGACGCCCGG
Cladophialophora immunda is the source of this 750-nucleotide messenger RNA. RefSeq lists its product as uncharacterized. Gene Ontology annotation, cellular component: cytoplasm; nucleus. Gene Ontology annotation, molecular function: diaminohydroxyphosphoribosylaminopyrimidine deaminase activity. The record is from RefSeq and is a predicted model, not a curated record. Lineage: Eukaryota; Fungi; Ascomycota; Eurotiomycetes; Chaetothyriales; Herpotrichiellaceae. The transcript has 4 exons. Bases 152 to 604 code for a protein of 150 amino acids.